CCUCAAGGUCGGGACACGGUUCGGAAACAUUUGCAUAAAGCCCUAAAAAGGGAGAUUGUCUGGGCAGACGAGGUGAUAACGACCAACGAGCACACGCGAGGAGGAAGGCCAACACACACAGGCAAGGGAGGCAGGCACACCCCCGCACACACUCGACCUUAUGCGCCAAACUCGAACAACAGAAGCUGCCAAAGAAAGACGACCCGGUAGCACAAAUCCGCUUCUUCAUUUUCUUUGAGGGGACGCAAGGACGCCAGAGGACACUUGGAUUCCAGGGCGGUUGAGGAGUCAAGGGCAAAGCAGGAGGAGGAGGAGGAGGAAGAAGUUCCAAUCGGAGCGCUUUGGACUUUAUUCUUAAAAAUGGAACAGUCGCCGCAGAUUUGGCACACGCAGGCGGACCACCCGGAGGCUACCGGCGAGCCCCAAAAGAAGAUGUCCAUCACGAGCCAGCUGGAGUGCCCCAUCUGCUACAACACCUACGACAACGUCUUCAAAACGCCAAAGUUGUUGACGUGCACCCACACCUUCUGCCUGGAGUGCCUCUCCCGCCUCAUGGCCAUCUCGCCGGCGGAGCACGACGGCGCCGCUGAGGGGACGUCGCAUCUCUUUUGCCCUUUCUGCCGCCACAGCACCACAUUGCCAGAAGGGGGCCCCCCGUCUCUGCCCACCAACCACGAAAUGCUGCACAAGCUGCCCGGCCACCAGCAGCAGGAAGAGCCCGUUUGGCUGGAUGGGGAGAAGCUGUGUUACAAAAGCAACAGGCCGGCGUCCGACAGCCUCUCGGCUUUGUGCAUCUGCAUCGACAUUGGCGCCGACAAGCGGGGCGGUGCUCCGGUUCAGUCGCCGUCUCAGAAUUCAGGCCUGCUGGACCGGAUGGCAGACUGGAAGCGGAUGAUGCUCUUCGUGGUGCUUAUGGUGCUGCUGGUAAUUGUGGUGCUGUGGCCGCUGCAGUGUAUAUUCAGCACUGGAAACAUGCGAUGUAUGCAGAUGGUCCGCCCGAACCGCACCGCCGUCACCGCGACCAUGGUCCCCGCUUUUGACCCACUAAACCGACCUGCGCGUCUGUCAGAAUAGACAUGAACAAUAAUCGACAGGGGGCGGGGACUUGACUCCGUGUGUAGUUUGCGGAUCACAUCAGAGGGAUGGCCUGAAGAAAAUGCUCUGGAAAUAGUUUCACUUUUUGUAAAUAGUUUCACUUGUGACGGGCUCACUGUGUUUUCCAUUUGAUUUUCCUCCUGCAGCACUUGGCCACAAGAGGGCGCUCUCCUGAAGUUUUUUUUUUAAAUCUGCUGACACCCCCUAUUGGUAGUCUGGAAAAAUACACAAUAUACACUUCAUAUUUCACUUUUUCCGCAGACUAUUUUGUUGCUUUUCAAUGAAAGGCUCAUUUGUCCAAAUUUUGUGGGUCUAAAGAAAAAAUGACUCCGACAUAUACUUUAUUAAUCCCAUAAAGGAAAUCAGGGAAGCAAUUACUUUCAAUUGUGCUGUUAUUGCUGUCUAGGAUCCAUUUUAUGUUAAGAAAUUCAAUCAAGAAAAUGUGAAAUUCAAAAAUCUGGCUCGCUAGAAUUGAAUUGGACAGACACGCUUUUCAUUGCAGAGCAACACUUUGAAGGUUUGGCAUCAUUUAAUAUCUUGACUUUAUUAACUGAGCCAGAUGCAAAUGGACUUGAUCUACGCUGCAUUCCGACAGGAAGGGGAAACG
Messenger RNA from Hippocampus comes (tiger tail seahorse), 1702 nucleotides. RefSeq names its product ring finger protein 223 (gene rnf223). The transcript has 2 exons. Bases 361 to 1074 code for a protein of 237 amino acids. The record is from RefSeq and is a predicted model, not a curated record. Gene Ontology annotation, molecular function: ubiquitin protein ligase activity. Lineage: Eukaryota; Metazoa; Chordata; Actinopteri; Syngnathiformes; Syngnathidae. Gene Ontology annotation, biological process: protein ubiquitination.